AAGUCCACCGCAGCGAUGGCAAGAACCAAGCAAACGGCCCGUAAAUCCACCGGAGGUAAAGCCCCGAGGAAGCAGCUCGCCACCAAAGCCGCCCGUAAGAGCGCUCCAGCCACCGGCGGCGUCAAGAAGCCUCACCGCUACAGGCCCGGCACCGUGGCUCUGCGAGAGAUCCGUCGCUACCAGAAGUCCACCGAGCUGCUGAUCCGCAAGCUGCCCUUCCAGCGUCUGGUGCGAGAGAUCGCUCAGGACUUCAAGACGGACCUGCGCUUCCAGAGCUCCGCCGUCAUGGCCCUGCAGGAGUCCAGUGAGGCUUAUCUGGUCGGUCUGUUCGAGGACACCAACCUGUGCGCCAUCCACGCCAAGAGAGUCACCAUCAUGCCCAAAGACAUCCAGCUGGCCCGCCGCAUCCGCGGAGAGCGCGCUUAAACUCACGAAUUCACA
Messenger RNA from Carassius gibelio (silver crucian carp), 441 nucleotides. Its product is annotated as histone H3-like. The record is from RefSeq and is a predicted model, not a curated record. NCBI's taxonomy places the organism in Eukaryota, Metazoa, Chordata, Actinopteri, Cypriniformes, Cyprinidae. Gene Ontology annotation, molecular function: DNA binding; protein heterodimerization activity; structural constituent of chromatin. Bases 16 to 426 code for a protein of 136 amino acids. Gene Ontology annotation, cellular component: nucleosome. The transcript has a single exon.